Chrysoperla carnea is the source of this 843-nucleotide messenger RNA. It is a transcript of the gene RpL17, whose product is annotated as 60S ribosomal protein L17. NCBI's taxonomy places the organism in Eukaryota, Metazoa, Arthropoda, Insecta, Neuroptera, Chrysopidae. Gene Ontology annotation, molecular function: structural constituent of ribosome. Gene Ontology annotation, cellular component: cytosolic large ribosomal subunit; ribosome. Bases 110 to 667 code for a protein of 185 amino acids. The record is from RefSeq and is a predicted model, not a curated record. Gene Ontology annotation, biological process: cytoplasmic translation. The transcript has 4 exons.
AAAAAUACGUUUGCUGUAUGCUAUUUAAAAACCGCGCUCUAGCUGUAAUCGUUGCGCAUGCCCUUUUAAGAAUUCUUUCCGGUCCUGUCGUUCCAUCUAGGAUUUCAAAAUGGGACGUUAUUCGCGUGAACCUGAUAAUGCAACCAAAUCAUGCAAAGCCCGUGGUUCCAAUCUUCGUGUGCAUUUUAAGAAUACACAUGAAACCGCUAUGGCAAUUAAAAAAUUACCUUUACGUCGCGCUAUCCGUUAUUUAAAGAACGUAAUUGAACAUAAAGAAUGUGUACCAUUCCGUAGAUUUAAUGGUGGUGUUGGUCGUUGCGCCCAAGCCAAACAAUUUGGCACAACUCAAGGUAGAUGGCCAAAGAAAUCAGCUGAAUUUUUAUUACAACUUCUCCGUAAUGCCGAAAGUAAUGCUGAUUAUAAAGGUCUUGAUGUUGAUAGAUUAGUGAUUGAUCAUAUUCAAGUAAACCGAGCGCCAUGUUUACGGCGACGAACAUACAGAGCUCAUGGUCGUAUUAAUCCAUACAUGAGUUCACCAUGUCAUAUUGAAGUAUGUUUGACUGAAAAGGAACAAGUUGUUGCAAAAGCUACCGAUGAUGAACCAUCAAAGAAAAAAUUAUCAAAAAAGAAGCUUGCUAGACAAAAAGAGAAAAUGAUGAGAGAAUAGAUGAUGAUUAUUUUAUAAAAUAUUCUGUAAAACAAUAAAAUAAAUAAAAAAUUUGUUGUAAAAUUUGUUUUUGUUAAUAAAAAUAAAUUUUCCAACUUGAUUUUGAAAUAUACUUUUUUCUUAAUGUUUGUACGUCUUAUCAAGUGAGGAUCAAGUACAAAAAUGAUACAUUCUUA